AUGUCAGACUCAAAUGAAACGGUGUCAUUUAAAUCUUACCAGGAUCAGGCUCAUAUGUUCGUGAAGGAUUAUAUACUAGCCGACUCUUUGAUUCCAUAUACUUCUGUUAUUGGUGGCAUUCUUGCUUGCAAACUGAUCUAUGAUCUUACUCAUCUCAUUGGUACUAAUUACUUUAAGACCUAUUCCAGCUUCUCAAAAAUCCAACGUAUUGAGUGGAAUAACCGAUCUGUAUCAACUAUUCAUUCAAUUUUCAUAACAGCUAUGUCAUUAUACUUGGUGUUUUGCUCAAAUUUAUUUUCUGACAACCAGUCUACUGAUCCUAUUACAGUUCGAAACUCUUAUUUGUCAACAUUUGCACUUGGGGUUUCUGUUGGUUACUUCAUUUUUGAUAUAGCGAUGAUCCUUUGGUUUUUUCCUUCUCUCGGUGGAUAUGAGUAUGUGGUUCAUCAUCUGUUUUCUUUAGUAGCAGUAGCGUAUUCAAUGUUGAGUGGGGAAGGGCAGCUUUACACAUACAUGGUCCUGAUCUCUGAAACAACUACUCCAGGAGUCAAUUUGAGAUGGUAUCUCGAUGUAGCUGGUUUGAAAAGAUCCAAAGCUUAUCUCAUCAAUGGGGUUGUAAUAUUCCUUGCUUGGAUGGUUGCGAGGAUACUUUUGUUUGUUUACAUGUUUUACCAUGUAUACCUGCACUUUGAUCAGGUUGAGCGAAUGCACAUCAUUGGGCAGAUAUUGGUAAUUAUUGUGCCAAUGGUGCUAUCUGUUAUGAACUUGAUUUGGUUUGCAAAGAUCGUGAAAGGCUUGAGGAAGACAUUGGCAAAGAGGCAAUGA
Vicia faba (fava bean) is the source of this 825-nucleotide messenger RNA. Lineage: Eukaryota; Viridiplantae; Streptophyta; Magnoliopsida; Fabales; Fabaceae. The record is from the annotation of a GenBank genome assembly.